Messenger RNA from Trichosurus vulpecula (common brushtail), 5468 nucleotides. Its product is annotated as sodium-dependent glucose transporter 1-like. Lineage: Eukaryota; Metazoa; Chordata; Mammalia; Diprotodontia; Phalangeridae. The transcript is spliced from 4 exons. The record is from RefSeq and is a predicted model, not a curated record. Bases 683 to 2071 code for a protein of 462 amino acids.
GAUUAGCGGGUCUCGAGCGCGGCUCCGCGGGAUGGAGCCUGCUGGCCGAGGGGCAGGCCCGCGGAACCUUGAGGGCGGGAACCGGCCAGCACGCGCCUUGUGCCACUAGCAGACCGCCGCAGGUACCGCGGUAGCCGGCGCCUCCGCGUCGGCCCGGCUGGUUCUCCCGCACAGCUGCAGAGCUGGAGGAGCUGGAGCUGGAGCCCGGCGGGGCCCCGGCCCCGGGCGGACAGCGGCUCCUCCCCGCGGGGUCCUCUGAGGCUGGGGAGCCGCUGGGGACGAGCGCCGAGGUGUACGUGGUCGGCAGCGGCGGGAGAUCCAGGUCCAGGAACGCGCUGCGCUGGUUCACCUCCAUAGCGGUGUACGCCGCCUUCCUGGGGCUGGUGAGAGCCGGGGACCAGGCGGGAGAAAGUGAAACGGGCAUCCGUGGACCCCGGGGUAUUCGGGGGGACCUUGAAAUGACUGCUGCUCACGUGGUGCUUUAAAGUUGACACACCGAGGUUGUCCCAUUGGGUCCUCACAGCAACCCUGGGAGGGUCUGGGUGUUGGUAUAUUAGGACCUACAUUUCAAGACUUGGCUGCAAAUGUGAACCGCAACAUCAGUGAUAUUUCUUACAUUUUUGUGGGCCGUGCAUGUGGAAGUCUAAGUGGUUCUGUGAUUGGUGGAUUUCUCGUUGACCACAUGAAUCAUAAUUUAAUUUUGGGACUAUCAAUGCUGGGGAUAUCUAUUGGUCUCUACCUUGUCCCCUUUUGCAAGCAAGCAAUAUUAUUGGUUGUUCUGAUCGCAGCCUUUGGAAUCUGUGCUGGAAUUUUAGGCACAGGUGGUAAUGUCCUCAUCUUGCAUAUAUGGAGAGGUGAAGCAGCUGCCCAUCUGCAAGCCUUGCAUUUCACUUUUGCCUUGGGGGCCGUUUUGGCUCCAUUACUGGCCAAGUUGGCUUUGGGCAGUGCUGUGCCCUCUGAAAACCACACAGUAGCUGACAUGUCAAACCACUCUGAGCUCACCCUGCCACCUGCUGCUGACUUAGAAGUUAUAUUUGGAAUACCUGCUAAUAAGAAUUUUUUAUGGACUUAUAUUGUGACAGGAACUUAUACUUUGGUGAUAUUUUCCUUCUUUAUUGUUCUGUUUUUCCAAAAUUUUCCAAAUCAAGAAAAAGCAAAAGCAGCUGCUCAGAAAACUAGAACAGCAAAAUACCAGAAUGCCCUUCUUGGUCUCCUUUUUCUAUUCUUCUUUUUUUACAUAGGAGCAGAGAUCACAUAUGGCUCUUUUAUUUUCUCUUUUGCAACACUGUAUGCUGGCAUGAGUGAAAGCCAAGCAGCAGGCUUGAACUCUGCCUUCUGGGGGACUUUUGCUGCUUGCAGGGGCAUGGCGAUCUGUUUUGCUACUUGUCUGCAGCCUGGGACCAUGAUUGUGUUAAAUAAUGCGGGCAGCUUGAUUUCCUCCCUGCUUCUAGUGAUUUUUAAUAAGAACCACAUUUGUCUUUGGGUGGCAACUGCGGUGUAUGGGGCUUCAGUGGCUACUACAUUUCCCAGUGGUGUUUCCUGGAUUGAACAGUACAUGACCAUUAAAGGAAAAUCUGCCUCUUUAUUUGCAAUUGGUGCUGCCCUGGGAGAGAUGGUCCUUCCUGUGGUGGUUGGAUCUCUUCAAGGAAAAUAUCCACAUCUUCCUGGGAUUCUGUAUGUUUUGUUGGGGUCAGCUAUCAUGACGGGAAUUUUGUUUCCUAUCAUGUACAAACUGGCCACUGCACCUCUUGAUAGCAAGAUUCAGGAAAGUAGAAAGAGUGAAGACCAGAAAGCACUACUCUCCACCUCUAGGUUUAAUGAUGAGGAUGAGGGUGAUUAUGGAGAAAAGGAUGCUGAGGAAGAAUGGAACAAAGUUGAUUUUGAAAUGAUUGAAAUGAAUGAUACAAUGAGGAAUUCGGUAACAGAGACGUCUAGAAAAAUUCUAAGGAAAUCUCCCACAGAAAUUUCUAGCCAGUUAUUGUCAAAUAACAUACCAUUCAGUUCCUCUCUUGUUAUUACUGGCACCUCCCUUGUGAAGUCCCUCACUCUCUACAAGGAAAAGAAUGACUAAUGGAGUAAAAGAUGGAUUGGUUAUUGAUUCCCUUUAACAAUCAUUGACUUUAAGGAGGCAGAUCAGAGUAGAUCAUUAACAGAUUUUCAAACACAUUUUAGGGUUUGGCACUUCUAGCUCUGAUUACAACAAAUGGAAAAUUCUGGUGUGUCAUGUCUGCCUAGAGUCUUUGACAACAAAGGGAGGUCAGGUAUGAUCAGGUGUCACUAGUAAAGUGACUCUACUGUAAAGUAGUCCCCUACAUUCAGAGGAUGCAAAGAAGGCGUAGAUAUUUAAGAAAUUUCUUACCAGCAAAAGACAUUAAGAGAGUGAUUGAAGAGCCGAGUAAAUUUCUAGAAUUCAAGAAACUACUGGUAGAUUUGGGAAAUAACAGUUCUAGUUGAUAGGAGUUUGUAAAGCCUCAUGAAAGAAUCUACUUUUUGCCUUGUAAAGCUCCUUUAACCUGUACAGACAAUUGUAUUUCUCUUCAGCUUGGAGCAAGUGAUGAUGAUAGGUUCUGAUUUCUGAUUCAAAGUAUAUUUCUGAUAAUAAUGAGAAUAUCUGGUGUAAUGGAAAGAACCUUUCAUUAGGAGUCAGGAGACUUUGGUUCCAGUUGUAACUUUUACCACAAAUUAGCUCCAUGAUCUUGCCUAAUUCACUUAAUUUCUCUCAUUUUACUUGUAAAAAUGAGAGUAUUUGACUGAUCCCUCUAAGGUCUUUUCUAGCUCUAAAAUCCUUUGUAUGGUAAUGAGAUAUUCUCUAAAGAGCAAAGUGCACUAACUUUAAUUGUGCAGGUUGUUUAAUGAGGGCCUUUCUGUUCUUCCCAGAAAGAAGGGAAGUUGUGAGAAAAGAAGUAGUAGAAAGAAGAGAGGUAUAAAUGGCAAAAUCACUUUAAGACUAUAAUUCUGAGAAUGAAUUUGGUGGCCUGAAAGUUUCACAUACUAUAAUGUUUAAUACUUUCAGUCAUUGUCUAAAGAGGAUAUCCUUAACCAAUAAUAAACGCAGCCAUAGGGAAGUUUAUCCUGUUGACAGUUAUAUUUAAAUGAAAAAAAAACUACUGAAAAGCUAGUAACUUAUUUUUCUAUGCUAAUUAUUUUUCUCUAAGUUUCAAGGGAGAAUUUGCAUAUCUAAAUUUUUGCUGUUAAAAAACCGCUUAGAGAGUAGUAUUCCUACAUUGGCAGACCAAUAGGGAAGGACCCUCCAUUACUUACCUCUGCUACAAAUUUAUUUCUAAGCUUUGCAGGGCUAGAAACUCAGUUAUAUCUGUUCACCUAGGUUUUGGUUGAUAACCACAUUCAUAAGAGACUGAGCUAUUAACCCAGAGUGCUAGUUCAUUUAAAACAAGGGAUUUGCCUUUGCAAUGAUAUAUGUUCCUGUUGCCUUUCCAGGACAAGCCUCUUGCUGUUGUUGCAUACCCAGGAAACUAAAUGAAAGUUCGGAAUAUUACUCAGUGUCACUUGGGUCCUUGAAGAUGAAGUAGAGCAUGUUUUAAAGUUUGUUUUCGUAUACAUUAUAGAAAACUUGAUGAAUUCUUCUCCACAGUGGACAAUCUGGGGAAUCCAUUACCUUUACUUAAAGUUUGCUUCUUCGUGUAGGCUAUAUUUUUUCCCCAGAUUUCAUAACUGACCACAUUUUCUGAUUCUUUGUUUCUACCUUAGUCCAACAUACCUUUUUCUUAUCUAGUUCCUUCACUCCGAGAUAGUUUACCUGUGCUAAUUUCCCAGCGAAUCUCUCUGAUGGUUGAAUUUCCAUCUUUUUCCCCUGAGAUCGAUUUAAAUUUGUCCCCUUAUGUCUUCCCAUUUCUGCUUUGGCUGUGCUUGUUUUUAAAGCCUGCUAUCUGACAACCUCUUUCUUGCCAGUUUCUUACAAUGGGUGUGUUACUUUACCAUUAUUUCCUUUUACUUUAUUAGAAUGUAAAAAAUAAAUUUGGUCUCAUGAUCUGUAAAUGGAGUACUGCUCCCCUUUAAUGCCAUUUGUUUGUGACUGAAUGGGGAAACCUGCAUAAACAUUGGAAGUUUGCUGGGCAAAGUAGGUGGUCCUAGAAUCAGACUCUUUAAUACCUGAACAAAUAGUGGAAAUUAUAUAGUCCUGGCUUUUUGUCAUUUUGAUUUUAUUUUUUCCUAAUCCUAAAACUAUUUUUUCCCAGUAGAAAUUGGAUUUCAACAGACUACUAUAUUGAGACCUCAAUGCACUAGACAAAUUUUUCGUCCCAUUUCAGCUCAUUAAUAUCUCAUGUAGAUUUUCAACAUAUAAGGUGGAGUAGAACUUAAAACAAGUGUAUUUGUCUUCUUAAUCUGUAGAAUUGAGCAGGUUGGAAUAGAUUAUCUCUGAAGACCCUUCUAGCUCUAAAUCUAUGAGUUUGUGAACUGAUAAGCAUCUUUUUUAGGGGCUUGGUUUCCAUGUUGCUGUGUCACCAAAAGAGAUAUGUUGAUUCACUUGAGUUAAUAUGAAAUGAAUUUGUUUUUUAUGCAUGAUGUGAAAUAUCUGACCUUACUGUAGCUGUUGUAGUUAGUAGGUGCUGCUAUCUUGUGUUUUGGAAUAUUGAUAAUGAUGUUCUGCAAAAUAGUGGAUAAAAUAUUGUUAAGCAAAAUUAAGGAAAUGGCGUCAGAAGUCUGGGGUGUCCUAUGUAUUUUCAGCAGUUUCUUCUAAACCCUUCUAGAGCUCAUUUCCUUGAUUUCAUUGGGCAUUAUAGGUAAUGAAUUCCCUUUCCUGGGAUUUGAUUUGCCCUAAGAAAAGAUGUUCUCCCCAGGCAGGGUGUUGGGUCAUAUGGCAUUUGUACGUCAUUCAGGUACAGAUGAAACCCUAAUGUGCAAUAGAUGCAUUCAGAACUAAACUUGUCAUAGCACUGAAACAUUUCCAAGUCCUAGCCAAUAGACCUUUUUUCUUCCCAAGCAAAAUAUAUGACAGAAUUGCAGCAAUACAAAAGAUCUGGACAGUCUUUUAGUAAUUAACUGUAAUAGGAUUUAAUCUGUACUACAAGAGCUAGUCAGAAAAAUCAUUGUAGUGAAUUUGUGCCUUGUGUUUGUUUGGCUCAGAUUAUGUGUGUGUGUGUAGGGGGGGGGUUCCCUUCACACAAUCUUUAUGUGACAACACAGUGCCACUUUGAACAGUGCUCUUUGAUGUUAAUAUAGUGAAACCUGUUUAGAAAGAAUGCCUAAUAUUCUCUGCAACAGUAGCUGCCUUGACAGCUGGCCUUUCCAUACAGCAUUGCUAAUAGGCUCAAGAUGCAUCUGUGGGUGAAGACAUGGAUUGCAGGAAUUUUUCCCUACAACACAUUAAAUAAAAAAAUUCUUUUCAGUAGAUAGUGGAGGGAAGGUAUGUGAUUGAAUGGAUUUAUUAUAUUUGAAUUUGAUUAAUGUGUAUGUGGCUUUAUAUCAUUGUGAAUAUUUAUUGGAAUAAAAUAUUAACUUAGAUGAAA